AUGUUGUUCUUCAGCAAGUUCAGCCUCGCUUCGCUGCUCAUGGUCGCCUCGCUGGCACCAACGGUCCUCGCUGCUUGUAACACGGCGAGUGAUUGCACCAGCCCUUUCCCUAAAUGCAUGAUCUGCCCUGGUACUGCGAACAAGUGUGUGAGCGGUGCAGAAUGCGGCGCCAAUACGCCCGCCACUUGUGCUUGUAAAUGA
This is a messenger RNA of Sphaerulina musiva SO2202, 201 nucleotides long. RefSeq lists its product as uncharacterized. The record is from RefSeq and is a predicted model, not a curated record. The transcript has 2 exons. Bases 1 to 201 code for a protein of 66 amino acids. Lineage: Eukaryota; Fungi; Ascomycota; Dothideomycetes; Mycosphaerellales; Mycosphaerellaceae.